AUGACGUUUGCAAGGGUCGUUGGUCCGUGGACGAAAAAUGUUGUUGGUAGUCCUGAAGGCCAUUAUUUGAUUGCUCACGGUGUGCAGGGUGGUCACCAUGGCCAUGACAACGGCCACAUGCACUCGUCUACUACUACAGCCGAUCUCCCCGCUGCGUCUGCUCACCCACUCGAACGGAAAAUCGGGGGUUUCUGGAACAGAGCCUGCGGCUGCGACCGCCAUCCGGACGAGGACGCCACCGCGAGGGUGGUGAACGCGCUGAUCGGCGACGUGCAGAGGUAUGAUGACCCGGGCCGGAAGCUCUUACCCCACGAGUCCAUCAUCAAACGAGACAGCGGCGUCAUAGUCUUUGUCGUCAACAAUGACGAGAGAUAUGGUGACCGGUCCCAUACAAUCGACGCGGAUGAGCUCCGUCCUGCGUCUGAUCACAUCUCGGAUCACUGUCAACGAUUUGUAACGGGGACAACGGGAGCAGAGAAUGCGUUUGCUAUUGGAUAUAUGCUUGAGAGCAACGAAGGGGGCUUAUUAAACCAGCAUGUAGGCAUCCACUGCGGAAAGCUUCUGAAGGAUACAGAAAUACUUUUGGGGCUAAUGAAUCAGUUUCCUAUGCUUGGUGUAAUGGGAUACUGGGUUACCUAG
Microdochium trichocladiopsis is the source of this 639-nucleotide messenger RNA. RefSeq lists its product as uncharacterized. The record is from RefSeq and is a predicted model, not a curated record. The coding region runs from base 1 to 639 and encodes 212 amino acids. The transcript has a single exon. Lineage: Eukaryota; Fungi; Ascomycota; Sordariomycetes; Xylariales; Microdochiaceae.